UAGAACAGAAUAUUUAAUUAUUGAAGUAUUGUAAAAAGAAAAAAAAAGUUUUUUAUUUUUGUUUUUAAAAAACGACUGAAGAUGUGUUGUCGUUAGUCAGAAAAAAUUUGAAUACUUGCCUAAAAUACUAAUUUUUAUCCAUUACAUCUUUAAAGCCCAAUGGUGUGGAUAUUUUUAUAUUUCAAGCAAAGAUUUCUGCUGGAUGAAAUGGUUAUAAAUAUCUAAGUUUUACACCAUCAGAUGCAAAGAUACGGGAAUUAGAAAAUGUUGACAUAAAAAUACUGAUAUGAGAAAACAUCUCCGUGCGAUAAUUAUAAGAGCGUUUGUUAUCUUCAACUUUUGAUCACAGAAUUUAUAUUUUAAUCGACAGAAAAUUAUGAAUUGAGGCAAGUCUCUUUUUGGUUUAAAAUCUAUUUUGUUUCUUGUAUCUAUAUUUUGAUGUAAAAUGUAAAAUGUUUUAGAGACCGAAAUUUAUGAACUUGAUCUGCCUACCGCCGUUUUAGACUUGAAUCACCAAUUCAAAUCCUUCUUUAAUCUUUUAAUUUGAACCGGUAGUAGGUAGUUUAGCGGCGCAGCUCAAAUUCAUAAAAUUCGGUCAUAGGAAAAAAUUUAUAUUUUGUCAGAAAGACCUAAAUUUCAGAAAAAUGGAAUUGGAGGAUGAUACUCCUCAGGUGGAGGACAGAUCCAUGUUGGAGGCUCUUGAGGUUCUAGGAAUUAAUCCAGGGAUUGAAUCCCAGGAAACCACACCGUCCUCGGAGGAUGUAUCUAUGCCCUCUGCAAUACCAGGAGUAGGACGAAGACUAGGUGGGGAGCUGGAGGAGGACAUGUCUCAGUCCUAUCACGAGAUAUUUGAAACCCAGGCGUAUAUGCAGAAACGGGAAGAAGAAGAUGAAGAAAAAGAAGAAAAAAGAGAAAGAAGAAGGACAAAUGAAGACGUAAAAGCACCAAAAAUUGAGAAAUCAAAAGAAACAAUUAGUAGAGGUCCGGGUGGGACGGAUAUUAUCUCUCCGAGUUCAGAUUUAGUAGGGAGUGAGAACUCGGGUUCCACUGAAACUGGUAUUAAGGUAGUUCCACAGGGGGAUGUAUACCUACGAGACGGAAGGUUGGUUUGUGAUGAAGAUACGGAGAAUGCCCGAGAUUAUUUAACCAGUAAACUUGUAGCAGACAGCUUAAUGUGGCAGCAGACAUUCAGAAAUGACAGCCCUAGUCCUGAAGAAUGUCUUGUCCAGGAAACAAUCAAACAAACAAAAGUUACAAAUCCGGUAAGUCAAAAAAACAAGUAAUUCCUGAGGGGGGGG
Molecule: messenger RNA, 1298 nt
Organism: Eurytemora carolleeae
Lineage: Eukaryota; Metazoa; Arthropoda; Copepoda; Calanoida; Temoridae
Exons: 6
Coding region: 645-1283 (212 amino acids)
Source: RefSeq, a predicted model, not a curated record